AUGUUUGGUACAUCGUUUUUUGUUGCAACUUGUUUAUACUUCAAAAGUAAACAUAGCUAUGCUUACGAUAACAUCAGUAAACAAUCCAGAAGGAACGGAACGUAUCACAAAUAUUUUGAAAUUGAUAAUUCGAACGAGGAAACAAAUCGAUCGAUGAGUGUUAGCUACGCUGAUAACAACGAUAAUUAUUACUCUAAUUCUGAAAAAUGUCAUAUACCUAAAAAAGUAUUCCGGAAAAUGGAAAAAAUUCCGGAAAAAGAGCAAAAAAAAUCAAUAAACAUAGAAAAUAUACAUAUACCAAAGAAAAUUAACAGACCAAUGCUUAAAAUUCCAUCAGAAUUAUGCAAUGAUCAACAAUCAUCAUCAUCACAUGCUGGAAAUCAGGAAUCAUCCUCAACAUUACCAGUAACCGAUAGUGAAAAAUUACAUGAAACAACUCCGGAAACUGGAUCAAUUCGGAAAAAACGAUUUCUAAAUAGACUAGCAAUAAUAUCAGUCAAAAAAAUGAAAUCACUGAUGAAAGAAGCAAAUCAGGAAAAUAUAAAUUAUUCAUCCGUACUAACCGUAACACCUAAAAUAGGAACUGUAGAAUUAGGAAAGGAUGAAAUGGAAUUUAUAGAUGCAGAUGGUGAUGAUCCGGAUUGUUGCAGGAAUAGAAGAAAUACGAUGAAACGUGGCUUCCGGUAUCUUUUCAAUCAGGAAAAAACCAAUAACAAGUAA
Brugia pahangi is the source of this 720-nucleotide messenger RNA. The record is from the annotation of a GenBank genome assembly. Lineage: Eukaryota; Metazoa; Nematoda; Chromadorea; Rhabditida; Onchocercidae.